Molecule: messenger RNA, 834 nt
Organism: Ustilaginoidea virens
Lineage: Eukaryota; Fungi; Ascomycota; Sordariomycetes; Hypocreales; Clavicipitaceae
Exons: 2
Coding region: 1-834 (277 amino acids)
Biological process (GO): DNA replication checkpoint signaling; replication fork processing; replication fork arrest
Cellular component (GO): replication fork protection complex; nucleus
Molecular function (GO): DNA binding
Source: RefSeq, a predicted model, not a curated record
AUGCCGACGCUCCUUUCCGCCGGGCAGCUUCCGCCCAACCGACACGACGAUCUCGAAAACUACGACGUAGACGACCCCUUUGCGACGCCCAGCCCCCCGUCGUCCCCGAAGAAGCGCAAGGAGCCGUCGUCCCAAGGCCUCGGCAUCGACCACGAGGUUUCCGUGCAGAAGCGCGCGAGGCCGCCCAACGUCAAGCUCGACGAGGACAGGCUGCUCGGGCCGGCCGGCCUCCCCCGGCUGCGCCAGCGGGCGCGCGACCUCAAGAUCAAGGGCAAGGGGCACGAGUUCGCCGACGCCGCGCGCCUGCUCGCCCUGUACCAGAUGUGGCUGGACGACCUGUUCCCCAAGGCCAGGUUCCUCGACGCGCUGGCCAUGGUGGAAAAGGCCGGGCACAAGAAGCGCGUGCUGGCGGCGCGGAACGAGAUGCUGAGGCGGGGGAGCGCGGCUGGCCGGCCGGAGGAGGAGCAGCAGCAGCAGCAGCAGCAGGAGGAGGAGGAGGAGGAACCCGGCCGGGCGGCGCGGCCGGGCGAGGGACAUGGCACGCCGGCGGGGAGCGACGGCGCCCCAGACGAGGAGGACCUGUACGGGGCGACGCCGAGGAAGGCCCCCCGGGUGGCGGCCGCGCCGGACGACGAUGCGGACGACUUGGAUGCGUUGAUGGCGGAGGCGGAGGCGGAGGCGGAGGCGGAGGGGCGGGCCGGCGCGCGCGCGGACGACCAUGAUCUGGACGCGCUGAUUGCAGAAGCGGAAGCUCGGGACGGGGGGCCCGGGGCCCCGGAGCCAGGCAGCUUCGCGGACGACGAGGCGGCGAUGCUGGAAACAGAGGGCCUGUAA